UUUGGGGCAAAUCAUUGCAAUUCACGACAUUCGUUGAAUAUAUCAUUAGAUCAAAAUCUACUAAAACCGCCAAAUUUCAAAUAAUUUCAAAAUGUUUAAGGUUAUCUGUCUGUUCCUUGCUCUCGCCGUUGCGGUUGGAAGUGCAACUCCAAUAAGCACAGAACGAUCGAUCACAGCUCGACCUCUGCCUAAGUCGUCACACGCAAUUAGCUCUACUCCUAAGGAGGCACUGACCACGGAAGCGGAAGAUGAUGACACCGUGACAACCGUUGCACCUGAGCAGGCUUCUUCUGACAUUGAUAAGGCGGAAUCAUUUGGAUUCGGUUACUACAGCUAUCCGCAGUACUAUCCACAGUACUAUUACAGCGGAUAUCCUACUUAUUACCGGUACUAUCCUAGCUACAGUUAUGGAUAUCCUUACAUCUAUUGAAAUUUUGAAUAAACUUAUUUGCUCUCAACAAAGGUGUUUUUUUUGGUA
Messenger RNA from Aedes albopictus (Asian tiger mosquito), 478 nucleotides. RefSeq lists its product as uncharacterized. Lineage: Eukaryota; Metazoa; Arthropoda; Insecta; Diptera; Culicidae. The coding region runs from base 92 to 430 and encodes 112 amino acids. The record is from RefSeq and is a predicted model, not a curated record. The transcript is spliced from 2 exons.